Molecule: messenger RNA, 3679 nt
Organism: Lethenteron reissneri (Far Eastern brook lamprey)
Lineage: Eukaryota; Metazoa; Chordata; Hyperoartia; Petromyzontiformes; Petromyzontidae
Product: death-associated protein 1 homolog
Biological process (GO): negative regulation of autophagy; cellular response to amino acid starvation; apoptotic signaling pathway
Molecular function (GO): death domain binding
Source: RefSeq, a predicted model, not a curated record
GUGAGAGCCGCCAUUGUUUAAGGAAGACGCGGAGUUGAUGGUCUGGAGGAGUUGUCUCUGGCGCAGUGAAGACUGCAGAGUGGAGACUCGUAGAGUGUGAAGACACGUAGGGUGUGAAGACUCGUAGAGUGUGUAGACUGCACACUAGUAGAGUGUAGAGCCUAGUGUAGAGUGGUCUCUGCGUGUCGUGCUGCUGCUGCUGCUUGCCAUGGCCUCGCCUCCGAAGGAGCACCCCGACCUCAAGGGCGGACAUCUCCCCGCGGUGAGAGCCGGCGGGAUGCGGAUCGUGCAGAAGCACCACCCUGGGGCCCCCGCGGCACCCGUCCCCAGCAAGCCGGACGAGCACGGCGAGGAGGAGGAGGAGGAAGAGGAGACGCCCGCCCCGCCGGCGCCCAAGCCACCAGUCGUCGUCGUGUCCGGAGCCAUCGCCAGGGGGGAUAAGGACUUCCCCCCAGAGGCUGUGAAAGUCGCUCACGAGAAGCCACAGCCCAAAGUGGAGCGCAACUGGGCAGCUCCUCACGUCAACGCACACAUCCAGCAGCCUCGCAAGUGAAGGGCUCGCCACACACAAACACUGGCAUUCACACACACACUGGCAUACACACACACACUGACACACACACUGACAUACACACACACAAACUGACAUACACACACACACACUGACAUACACAAACACUGACAUACACAAACACUGACAUACACAAACACUGACAUACACACACACUGACAUACAUACACACACUGACACACACACUGACAUACACACACAUGGCCGCACACACACUGAUACAUAGAUACAUAGAGACAUGUUGAGAUGCACACACACACGCCCCACAUACACACAUACACUCGACCGCACACACACGGAUACAUAGAGACACACAGAUGUGGACACUCGACCAUACAAAGACCCCCGCAUAGCCUUAACAGACUGUUGGGGGCAAGUGCUAUCGGUGCUGGCACAACGCACUUACGCACGUACAUACACAAUCUUACACACACACACCUACCUUUACACACAUACAUGCAAGUACCUUUACACAGACACGCUUACCUACACAUAUACCGUUACACACACACAUGCGUACUUUUACACACGCACAUACGUACCGUUACACGAACACACGUACCGUUACACACGCACACACAUAUACCUACACACAGGCGUGCGCCCACGCUCUUUAACGGUUGCCUCCUGGCCUCCGUCACCGCCAGGGAGGCGUGGGGCAGUCUUUGGUUUAGCGACAGAAAUUCCACGUCGUGCCCCCGGAAAUAUUAUUUCCACCCCCCUCCCCCUCUACUUUUCUAUCGCUCUCUUAAUUCACCUUCCGAGUUCUGACGGAAUACAGACUUUUUUUUACGUUUUCCAUAACAGAGCUUUUAUUUUUUGGUUGGGUUAGGUUGCGUAAAUACAAAUGUUGUGUCGUCAAACCCGCCACCACCCGACAUGGCCAAUUAGUAAAUAGGUUUUGUCACGUGAACAGAACGUGCCUAUUCUUUACUCGUACAGCACUAGUGUAUAGUGUCGAGUAUAAUGUAGUAUGUAGUGUAUAGUAGUAUAGUAUACUAGUACAGAACUAGUGUAUAGUGUCGAGUAUAAUGUAGUGUAUAGUAGUAUUGUGUACUAUACUAGUACAGCACUAGUGGAUUUACAAUUUUACGUUUUGCCAGUAAUCACAACAACCAGCAUCAUCAGGCAACAGCCAGAUGUUGUGGAUUUACUCUCCAACACACAACCGGUGUGCUGUACUAGUAUACUACGCAACUUUACACGACACUACUAUACACUUCACUCCACACUACACAACUAUACACGGCACUCCACUCUACACUGCUAUACACUACACUACGAUACACUACACUACUAUGCACUACACUCCACACUACACUACUUUAUACCACACUGCUAUACACCACACUGCUAUACACUACACUACUAUUUCACUAGUGCUGUAAUAGUAACGAAUUGGCAGGUCCUGUUUACGUGACAAACCCCUUACCGAUUCGCUGUGGUCAGGUGGUGGUGGUGGUGGCGGGUUUAACGCUAACAUUUGUAUCUAUGCGAUGUAACCUAAAACACCUCUGUCAUGGAUGAUAUUGGGCGCAAAACCCUGCUGCAUUCUGAAACAGAUUUGUUUCUCUUCAGCCGCUCGGCGCCAAGUUGCGCGCCGGUUUAUAGUCGUAGUGACGCCUCAUAAAUGCCGGCGUGAAGUUUGUAUUUCUAAAGUUUUUGUUCGUUCUUGCGCUGACGACAAUAAUGAUGAUGGCGAUGAUAAGUGCUUUACGCUCUACGCUUUACUUGAACAAUUAUUCGCGUCUUUUUUUGCGCAAUGUCAACACGCGAAGAACAGCCUGUUGCUGUUGUUGAAUCUUAAUCCAAUCUCAAUUCCCCCCCCCCCCCCCCCCGAGUCUCAACGACGCAGACUCCCAGAGUCUCAAUGCAGAUUGAGACCCGGUCUCCCAAAGUCUCAACGCAGACUGAGUCUCGGCAGUAGCCGUGUCCCGUGUCCCCCGUGUCCCCAAGCGAGCGCUGCCCCGAGGUGUAAUUGGCCAUCCCCCACCCUUCGGCUUUGUUCUUCACCCAAAGACGUCGCCGGGCUCAUUGAGUCUCCACCGUCGGUCCAAGGGAGGGGGUGAAACGUCCGACACUAAAUGAGCGACAUAUUUUUGUCCGUGCACACACACAACGCACAUGCACCAACGCAGACCAGCGGCGGAGUUCAGUUCCACGGGUUUGGAACUGCAGUGCAUCUGCGGUGGUGGUGGGGGUGAUCGUCGUCGUUGUUCUGUGUUCUCUUCGUCGGUGCGAUCGUAGAGAGAGGUGGCGGGGGGUGGUGCGGGUGGGUGGCCUUUUUACUGCGAACGUGGGGAUGUCGAGCGAGAGAGGGCGCUCUGUAAAUCGGGGACGGUGGACGACGAAGGGGGGUGGGGGGGGGGGAGUGAGGAUCGCUCAGGGGGGGGGGGGCGUGGGGGGAGAUGCUUUUCGGCAUUGGUUGCGUGUCAAAACCGAUCCUUUAAUUUGUUUUACACCCCCCCGCCCCCGAGCUCCGAUUUAACCCUUAACACUAAACGCCCAAAUCGCAAUGGAGGUCGUAGAUGAUCUGUUUUUUUUUGAGGCCGUGAUGUCAUUUCAUUUUAAUGCGAAACUUCCCACCGGGGACUCGUAACAUGGGCUCCCCCCCCGUCCCCCCCCCCCGGUCUCCGAGCGAUCGUCCAAACGGAUCGACCCGAAGCCGCCCGUCGCUCCGUCGUCUCUUCUCGGCAACUCGGCCCAUGGCGCGUUCGCGAACCGCCGCGUGCGCCUCCUUACCCCCCCCUCUCCCUGGAUUCUGGCGCCGGUGAGAGGCCGUUGACAUUUGUGACACCGUGGAUUUCACAGCAAGCGCCGAUGGCUCGGGCCGUUCGAGAUUGAGGGUGGAGUUGGGAAGGGACCACGGCACUCGAGGGCUCGCAGCGGCCGUGUGCGUUCGCGCCCAGAGGGCUUUGAGAGGGCUUUGAGAGGUCGUGACCCCCGCCUCCCCCUUCCCCCCCCCCCGCCUCCCCCGCAGUCUGUGGGGGUUGUCCCCUUUGUGUUGUCGGACCACGGCGAUGGCCGUGCCGGAAUCGCGUUGCCAAUGACCGCACGGGGAUAGGAAAAAAAAAAGUUGUAAUUGAAAUAAAAUUCUGCCGCGCAAAA